UUUUUUGCAUACACUUCCUUACAUAGUACAGGUACCCUAUUGUUUCCUUGCUUUUAGAGUGCCAUUUCACAGUUCUCAGCUGUGUCGAUCCAUGUUGUCUUGCGCUAUCUGAACGUAGAUCACCAACUCAUUGCCGUUACUACCGCUCUAAACAAGGAAUGCCAGCCGUGUCUAGCGCGGCGGGCCUUUUGGCUCUGCUUGACGAGCCCAGCGACGAUCUCAAGCAGCAUGCGCUCUCCCACUUGAACAAGGUUGUCCACGACUACUGGUUCCAAAUCUCGGGGUCCAUUGGUAGCGUCGAGGCGCUUUACGAGGAUGACGAUUUCCCACACCGGGAGCUUGCAGCGCUGGUGGCCUCGAAGGUGUUUUACCACCUGGGUGAGCUGGAUGAUGCGCUGAGCUACGCGCUGGGGGCGGGGCCGCUGUUCGAGGUGGAGGAGCAGUCCGAGUAUGUGGGCACGCUAGUAGCCCGCUGCCUGGAUCGCUACUUUGAGCUCCGAGUGAAGGGCGAGGGGGAGGGGCCAAUCGACCCGCGCCUCACUGCCAUUGUGGAGCGCAUGCUGGACAAGUGUCUGUCCUCCGGGCAGUAUGAGCAGGCCAUCGGAGUGGCGCUGGAGUCCCGCCGACUGGACUGGCUGGAGGCCGCCUGUCUGCGGGCGCCUGCGGGGGGCGAGCGGGUGCGGGUGCUCAAAUACGCGCUGCGCGUGUGCCAGCAGCUGAUCGUGAACCGGGAAUUCAGGCAGCAGGUUCUCCGGUUGGUUAUUCGGUUGUACGAGACGGUUGAUUCGCCCGACUGGGUGGACAUCUGCCAGUGCCUGAUGUUCCUGGAUGACGCCCCCGAGGUGGCCCGCAUCCUCAGUCGGCUGCUGCAGGGGAGCGAGGAUGACGAGCUGCUUGCCUACCAGGUUGCCUUCGACCUGGUGGAGAACGAGCUGCAGUCCUUCCUGCUGGCGGUGGCGGCACGGCUGGACGUGGGGGGAGGUGCGGGAGCAGCAGCAGCGGAGGGGACAGCAGCAGCCAUGGAGACGGAUGCGGCGGCUGCGGGGGCUCCUGCGGCCGAGGGAGGAGCGGCAGCAGCGGCAGCGGCGGCGGAGGGGGGUGUGGGUGCGGAAGGGGCAGCAGCAGCAGGCGGCAGCAGCAGUCCCUACGCGGGUCGGCUGGCCAAGCUGAAGGACAUCCUGUCCGGCAAGACGCCCAUUGCACUGUAUCUGGACUUCCUGUACCGCCACAACCACGCGGACCUGGCCGUCCUCAAGGGCAUCAAGGGCUCCGUGGACGCGCGCGUGUCGGUGUGCCACUCCGCAACCAUCGCCGCCAACGCGCUGGCGCACGCGGGCACCUCAGUGGACUCCUUCCUGCGCUCCAACCUGGAGUGGCUGGCCAAGGCAACAAACUGGGCCAAGUUUUCAGCGACCGCCUCGCUGGGGGUGAUUCAUAGGGGUCACCUGGCCCAGGGCCGCGCCCUCAUGGCCCCCUACCUCCCCCGCGCCGGCGCAGCAGCAGCAGCAGCCGGCGGUGGCGGUGGCUCCCCCUUCAGUGAGGGCGGUGCGCUGUACGCACUGGGCCUCAUCUACGCCAACCACGGUCAGGACGUGCGGCCGUUCCUGCUGGAGAGCCUGCGGGGCACCAGCAACGAGGUCACUCAGCAUGGGGCAUGUCUGGGACUGGGUCUGGCGGCCCUGGGUACGGACGACGAGGAGGCGGUGGAGGACGUUAAGAACGUGCUGUACAGCGACAGCGCGGUGGCGGGCGAGGCGGCGGGGCUGGCGCUGGGGCUGCUGUGCUGCGGCAGUGGGGGCGAGCGGGUGACGGCGGAGGCGCUGGCGUAUGCGCAUGACACGCAACACGAGAAGAUCAUCCGGGGUAUCGCCCUGGGUUUGGCCCUCAUGCAGUACGGUCGCGAGGAAGCCGCGGAGCCGCUGAUCGAGCAGAUGACGCGGGAUGCGGACCCCAUCAUCCGCUACGGGGGAAUGUACGUCAUCGGAAUGGCCUACAGGGGCACCGACAACAACGGUGCCGUACAAAAGCUCCUCUCCUUCGCCGUGAGUGACGUGGCCGACGACGUACGACGGGCUGCCGUACUGUGUUUGGGUUUCGUGCUGAUGAACGUGCCGCAGCAGUGCCCGCGCAUCGUGGCGCUGCUGGCGGAGAGCUUCAACCCGCACGUGCGCUACGGUGCCGCCAUGGCAGUGGGCCUGGCGUGCGGCGGCACGGGACUGCGUGAGGCGGUGGGGCUGCUGGAGCCCAUGCUGUCCGACCCGGUGGAUUUCGUACGGCAGGGGGCGUUGAUCGCAAUGGCCCUGGUGCUCAUGCAGCAGCCCGAGGCGCGUGUGGCGCCCUUCCGCAAGCGACUGGACAAGUUCAUCGGGGAGAAGCACGAGGAGGUGAUGUGCAAGAUGGGCGCCAUCAUCGCCGCGGGGCUGCUGGACGCGGGCGGCCGCAACGCCACACUGGGUCUGCGCAGUCGCAGCGGCUACUUCCGGCGGACCAGCGUGGUGGGGCUGGCGAUGUUCACACAGUACUGGUACUGGUACCCGCUGCUCUACUUUGUGAGCCUCGCCUUCCAGCCCUCCGCGCUCAUCGCCCUCAACUCCGACCUCAAGAUGCCCAAGAUGACAUUCGCCUGCAACUGCAAGCCCUCCACCUUCGCCUACCCGCCACCCCUCACGGCGGAGGUCAAGGAGACGAAGUCCAAGGUCCCCACCGCCAUCCUCUCCACCACCGCCAAGGCGGCGGAGCGGCAGCGCAAGAAGGCGGCGGAGAAGGAGAAGGCGGCUGGCGGGGCUGCCCCGGGUGAUGCGGAGGCGGGCAAGGCUGCGGCCGAGAGCAAGCCGGCAGAAGGAGGUGACAAGAUGGAUACCGACGACGCCGCUGCCGCAACCGCCGCUGCCAAGAAGGAGCCUGCCGAGCCCUCCACCCACACCCUGGAAAACCCCGCACGCGUGGUGCCCGGCCAGGUGCGCUUCGUGGCCCUGCCCGCCUCGGGCCGCUGGCUGCCCCUCAGACGCGACACGCCGCUGGGCAUCGUGGUCAUGCGCGACACGCAGCCCGGCGAGCCGGUGGAGAUGGUGGCGGGAGCCGCGGCGGGAGGUGCAG
Molecule: messenger RNA, 3096 nt
Organism: Astrephomene gubernaculifera
Lineage: Eukaryota; Viridiplantae; Chlorophyta; Chlorophyceae; Chlamydomonadales; Astrephomenaceae
Source: the annotation of a GenBank genome assembly